GUGCCAUCCGCGACAUGCCCGGCAGGGGGUAUUGCAUCUGCAGAGGUGCGGACACUCCUGACCAGCAAGCAGCCAACAACGGCUGAAAGGAGCCGCUGGAAUGGGGAUGGAAAGGAGACCGCACUGGACUACGUCGCCCGCGCUGGCAUUCGGGAGCACCUCCUCUCCGCAGUACGUGCCGUGACCCGGGAGCAGCCCGAGGACCCGCUUACCUUCCUGGCGCGCUACUUGCAGGCCUGCGGCCGUGACGCCGCACGCGUCGAUGGUUCGGCGCAGGGCCAGGCAGCAACGGCCUCGGUCGAUCGGCAGCAGUCAGCUCGCUGCCUACUCAGCCAAGUCUACGUGCGAGUCUGCAAGAAGUCCGCAGAGAUGUCCUCCUCCGAUGGCGAUACGCAUCUCUAUGUCAUGCGCUUGGUCGAAAAUGUUUGCAGGAAGGCCGGUCCGCCCAAUGUUGGGCAGCUGCAGUCGGGAGUUCCCACCACUCAGUACACCGUCGACGAGUCGCCGCAGUCUCUAUCAGCUGUGCGCCGCGCCACGGUAAGCUCGCUGAUGGACCGAGCUGUCGAAGAGGUUGCACCACCGGGAUUCUGUGCAGCCACCCCUGCGGCCAGCAUCGUGGCGACCGAGGCGUCCUUUGGGGAGCGUGCCCCUUCUCCUUUCCUUGGCGGGCCGGCUCCGGUGCUGCGAGGGGAGGAGGGCACCACAGGGGCGCAACAUCUUUCCGGCUACAGCAGCCCCAUGCAGGAGAGCAUGAAGGAGGCUCUCGAGCUCCUGCGUGCCGGUCAUGGCCUUGGACCGCGCUUAGGGCUAGACCCGCUCCACGCUGCUGCGCAGCAUGGCGAGACCGAAGUCGUGUCGCUCCUCUUGGCUUCCAAGGCGCAGGGGGACGGUACGUCCCUGACGACUGCCGCCCGCUUCGGGCAUGCCGAGGUCGUGCGGCAGCUGCUUGGGUCUGGAGUCGGUCCAGAUGCAUCAGAUGCCGGCUUUGCUGCCUUGCACGACGCGGCCUUCGAAGGCUCUCAAGUCACUGCUUGGCACACCUCGGUUGUUGCUGUGCUGCUGGCCGCGCGCGCGGAGGUGGACAUCGCAGCCGCAGAUGGUGCCACCCCACUGCACCUGGCAGCUGUUGCAGGUAACGACGACAUCGUGGCCCUGUUGGUUGAGGCGGGCGCUGAUUCAGCACUCACUGCCGGGCCCCAGCAGGCCACCGCGCUCCGCCUCGCGGCCAGCCGGGGUCACGUGUCCGUUCUCCGGGCUUUACGCCAGCAGAGAGUCGAAAGCACCGCAGUGAGCGAGCCUUUGCUAGGGCAAGUAUAG
Symbiodinium natans is the source of this 1317-nucleotide messenger RNA. Lineage: Eukaryota; Dinophyceae; Suessiales; Symbiodiniaceae. The record is from the annotation of a GenBank genome assembly.